CGGCGGCAUCGUGCCCGCCGUGUAUCUCUCCCCUUCAGUAUGAAGCCGACGACCGUGCCAGCUGCAGCGGCUGCACCUGCCGCACCGUCCUCGACAACGCGCGACCAUCGUGUACUCCGCUGCGCCCGCGACGCGCGAUCCUGAUUCCUUUACCGACGAGGCUCGGCACGCGUCUCGGAAUCUCCCGUCCCGUCGAGAGGAUCCCGCCCGGGAUCCUCUCCGCGCAAGCGGAUCGAUCCGCCGUAACGGAAGGCCGGAAGGGGCACCGAUCGCGAAUCCUUUUCUCUCUCUCUCGGUCUGUCUCUCCUUCUUCUCUUCGCUCGCCCCGUCGACGAGGAGCGUCGAGAUUCGUUGAGACGCGUGCUCGUGCACGUGUCGCACCCGGGUGGACAGAGAUAAUCGCGCGUGUGCAUCCGCGUACGCGCGCCGCGCCGGGCUCGCGUCAUCGCGGGUGAGAAGAACUGUGAGGGAGGCCGCUUUUCCCUACCGGACUAAAAGUGAAAACUCGUCCUCCGUCCUACACCCGUUCGUCGCCUUGGUAUCGGACUGCUCCUCCCCCCGCCCCCCCCCCCCGUCGGUGAUAACCUUGGUAAUUAGGCGAGAGAGCGGGCGGGCUUCGCGGGAUAGCGCGACGAUCACUCGUCGCGGCACAAGAUUUCGUAAUGCCACCGCCCUGUUAUCGACAUCGUUAGGUGGUGGGCCCUCGCAAUGGCCUCGAUCUUAGGAGACGGAACGGGCCCCGGGGGCCCCGGGCCCUCCCGAUGCCUCUUGCUCCUGCAGAGGUCCCUGGCGAUACAAUUGAUCCGAGGUUCGCCUCCUCACGUCACAAGCAGCGGCCAACGGGAAAGUCCAAAGGAGCACCCGGCCGACGAGAUGUGGAUGUACGACAAGGGCUACAAUCUGUUUCAGAGUUUCUUGGAAGCGAAUUCCAAAUGCUGGUGGAACGCGGCUCUGGUGGAUGCGACCCGGCAGCUAAGGUACAAGGGCCACGUGUCGCCGGGCGUGCUGAUGGUUGGCGGACCGCCCUGCGCCCUCGAGGUUUUGAGGGCGGCAUGGGCGCGAAACGUUCUACGACCACCCGCGGACCACUCGAUCACCUGCCUCGGUGAUAUAGAGGACUGUCUGGUGGCUCCAGUUUCCCAAGGUCAGUUCACGCCGCUGCCAGAAGCCUUGUGCUGGGCCAUUCUGGAGCUGACUUCCCAGCGGCAGGCGGCGACCUUGGACACCCUCAGAUCAGCCCUGAGGAAUGCCUUCCCGGCCAUGCAGAGGCCCAGCCGCGAGCUCGUUUACGACGCGCUCGCCAAGCUCAUGCAAGAACGAAAGAUCUAUCACACGUCUCAGGGCUACUUCGUCGUAACGCCCGAGACCAAGAGGCUUAGACGCGACUCCGGUAGCUCCAGGCGGUGUUCCAGGGACGUGAACGGGUCCAGAGGUCAGGGUAGCAUGCUGAUGAGCAACGACGAGGCGGUGGCGCUCGUACAUGGCGAGAUGCUCACUCUGCGAGACGGCGAUGUUACGCAUCAGGCUGUACAGACCAACCUGGCGGACGUUAUUUGCGGAGGAAAUCCCAACGACAAAGUCCUGUUCGCCAGGUGUCGGUCGAUGCCCGGCCGUCUCGAGAGGCGACACUCUCUGCGGCUUUGGGGCUCGGCCAGACGUUUACACAGAAGCGGAAGUUCACGGUCCCUACCGCGCAGACCUGAAAGGAGCGACACGUCUUCCAGCGCGGAAUACGCGAGCACGGACAGCGCGCCUCACAGUCCAACCAGCUUUUCCGGGAUUUUUUCAGAGAAGAUAGGCCUGCUCUCCAGGCUCUUUCGGCGGAGCACAAGGAGGAAGGGCGCACCGUUAAUGGGCACUUUCAGUGCUCAGUAUCCCCCCACCGAGUGGUUUAAUCCGCGCGUCGUGCAUCUGCAUAGCGUUGCCACGCAGACAAGGGCCGCCAGCCCUUCGAUGAUGGAGGGUCUAGACCAGUCGCAGGCCAGUUUCCAAGUAUGGGACGACUCGAGCUCGGUGCGAUCGGCCACUUUACCAAGGCGACAUCGGCGCCAAGCCAGCGGCGACUCCUCGAGCUUGUUGGCCAACUCGACGCCAAGGAGCUCGCGAAGGCAUCGGUCACCGUGCUCCACUCUGCCGAGGUCCAAAUGCUCCAGUCUGAGCAGAUGCACGUCCAGAGCGUCCGUUCUGCCGCCCAGCACCACCAACCAGGAGGGCUAUCAAGCGCGUAAUCAGACGCCGAACGAUAAAAACUCGACGAAUUCGUCGCCCAGCAGAAGCGGCGGCAGCUCCGGUUCGGUUAGAACGAUGAAUGCCAGCCCGGCUAAGACGGCUACGUUGGGGAGGCCUAACACCAGGCAGUCCAACUCCAGAAGACCAAGUCACGACUUCAGCAACGGCGGCACCAAGUCGGCCAACGGCUCUCCGCAGCACAAGGUGCUGCAAAAAACUUCGUCGGGCCACUCGUCUCACUCUAGCGGCAAGUCGGUUUCCAGUACGAAAUUGACUUGUUCGCCAUUGAAGACGGCCACGCUGUCGACGAAAUCGUCACCGCUCAAAGUCGUUCAGCAAGGUUCGCUGACUCCUCUGCAAGAGGCACAGAACUCGAUAACCCUUCAGGUGUCCACCAAUCUGAGCCCGUCGUCGCAGGAGCAACGGACGAUACAGAAUAGCGUGACGCUGGCUUCUAACACGACCAGCACGACGACCAUUUCCGGCUCGCCCGGCACGAAGAUCUACGUUCAGCAGAAUAACUCACCGAUGAGGUCCGUAAUCACUUUCGAGAACGGCACGGUGAAGACGAAGAUUGCCGAGAAGGAAGUCAUCGACUGCAAGGAGAAGCAGGAGAGGGAGCUGGUGGCCGAGAAAGCCUACAAGACCCGGGUGGACGACGAGAAGCUUUUUAAAUCGAAGCUAGACGACGAGAAGCUGAACAAGCCGGUCAAGGCUGAGCGUCCGUCGUCGCUGUACGCGUCGAAGGAACCAAAAGCGAGCCUUUUACUGUCGGAAUCCGACAAAGAGAACAAGCCGAAAGUCGAGGAUGAAGUGCCUAAUAAGCUAAAACUGACCAACCGCCUCAACAAUAGUCAGGCCCAUCUGAUCGACGGCUCGACCAACAACGUCGACAAGAACGCCCUGGUGCACGAGGCUGCCGCGUUGUCCACCACGAAGAACACCAACGACGCGAUGAACAACUCGCGUAAGCUCAGCUUGUCGCUGUCGAAGGACGCGCUGAGCUACCGCAAUCUACUUCAUCCCGGUUCGAAGAACAACAUCGCCUCGAACCCGCCGUCGCCCACCAAGUCGUACGACGGCUUCGGCGGCUCCUUCAACGACGUCUACAUCGAGAACCUCGAGACGGUGAAGCAGCAGCGGGCUCCUCAGGGCUCCGAGCCCAACCUGGACAAGACCGUGAGCCGAGGCUCGGAUCUGCACUCUUAUCCCAGUCUCAGCGACAUGCAGGUGCAAUUUACCAGCCUGGCGGCGCAGAAGAUCCUCAAGGGCUGCCCGAUCAACAGCGUCGACACCCUGGUGGAGGUGAACAUGGCGGCCGCCGAUAAGCCCAACAACUGCGACGUCACCGUUCACACGGAUUUCGGCCUCGUUUGAAUUUCGUCCCCUCCCAAGAAACAGCCUUCGAUUAUCGUACCAUAAGGGUGGGACGAGGGGUUGAUUCUCGCGUCCCGUCCGAGCAUAUUGCGUCCAUAAGAAAAAAAAAAAAACAACGUGCCUCGAGGCGAGCAGUAUCGAAGGAACGUCACUAACGCCUUGCUUCUCAUACACGAGGAUAGAAAGCUACUCUUUUCCUUCUUAAGUUUUGUUUGUUAGUGGAAAAAGGCCACGGCUUGCGUAAGAAUAUUGCACACGGAACAUGCGUAACAGUUACCAGUGAUCUGUCGCUUACGUACAUUUCUCCUCUCUGUGUUCUUUAAUGAGCAUCCGUGUUCCCGAACGAUCGCUGUGCCAAUCUUUUGUACUGUCCGGAUUUAUCAAUCAAAUUUUCGAUCUCGCUUUGAGGCGAUUUUUUCAAAGACCACCCCGAAAAAACACCCCCCCCCCCCACGAUCGAAUUACUGAACGUUUUAAUAUAUAGAAUUUCAAAUUGAAUUGUAAAUCGUACAAUCGAAUGACAGACACCCGGUGAGAAAUGACUCGUCGAUCGAUGUCGAAACGAUGUCGGAUCGACAUCGACACCGUCAGAUCCCGGUGAGAAAUGAUCCGUCGAUCGUUGUCGGUUCGACAUCGUUUCGACAUCGACCGACGAAUCAUUUCUCACUGGGAUUGAUGUCGAGUCGACGUCAAUUUGACAAUGUCGAUUCGACAUAGUUUCGACGAAUCAUUUCUUAUCGGGCAGGUACUUUGUCCUCGCGUUUCGUCAAAGUUGCACCGGAAAGACAUUGAUAAUGCUCUCUCGGGCAGGCGGCAGUCACCGUCUCAAGUAUCAGUUUUUGGUAACCCGGGUAUCCGAGAAUGAAGUACACCUGACUCUUUUCAAGACUCGUAGGAUUCGUGGGUACACGCGCGCGUCGUAACGUUUGUAACAUCGACGGUUUUGCGUCGCUUUACUCGAGCUAAAGCGACUUGUCAAAGCGACAUAUCUCGUGUACAACGGUCACGCGCGACCCGCAGAGCAAACGGGGAGGAGGUGAAGGACCUUUUCCGAAUUCAAGGCACUGCCAUUUUUCAAACUGCGCACUCACACUUCCGGGCAUUUUUUAUACUAAUCUACUACGCCGUCGCGGCGAUAAACGGACCUUCGGGCCUUCGUAGCGAAGUAAGAGUAAACGGUACAGCGAAGUUUUGUAACGCGAUGCGUUUAGGGGGGGGGGGGGGAGAGAGUCCUGUGAAAUCUCUCUUUCGGACGAUAACGUCGCGAUAAAGCGGCGAAAUGCCUUUAUCAGGCGCGCUAUUAAGCGCGAGCUUAACCGACCUAAAAAUUAAUAGCAAUACCGUCCCCAGGAAGCCCGGAUAACGUGGAAAGGAUCGAGGAACGAUCUUGCGAGGGUCGCGACUCCCGUUGCGCCCCGCGCACAGCGGAGAUUUGAUAUCAAAUAUACAUAUGUUAUACAUAGCGUAGAGGAAGGGCGUUUUUUUCCCCCGGAGCGCGCGGCCGGUACCAUUCGCAAUUAGUGCAAUCGUAAAAUCUGUAAGUGCCAAAACUUAUCGUAGUACUUAAUAACGACCGCCUUAACGAUUCCGUUCGCACGGCGAUUUCGCGCGGUGCCGUUUCAUCGGGCGGCGACGACGCCCAGGCGGGAAGUGGCUUGUCGAUCGACGUCGCAACCACGUGAGUGCGACGGACUCGAUGUCGAUCGACGAGCCACUUCUGACCGGGCGGUGACGAUUUCGGGUCAGGCGCGAGCAAACGCGCGGGAAGAAGGAGAGGGAAUGAAUCUUAAGUAACGCCAAUCGCGCGCGAAGCCGUAGUUUUAUAUUGUUAGAGAGAGGAAAUAAAAGAGGUAGGGAAUUAACGUGAGCACGAGAGACGAGGAAUGAGAGCCCGCUUUGUACAUUUCGUACUCUGUACCGCAGAUUAACCGAUCGACGACGCGGGUUCGCUCUACGUUUCGAAAAGCGCCGACUUUCCGCUGGUGUCGUUUCUUUGAGUCACCCGUCGUUAUCGAUUAAAUAAUUACGAGUGUCGUGCGUCGAUUGGUGCCAGAAAUAAUUGUCGCUUGCGAAUUAUUGCUGCUACGCAGGUAACAAUUCUUUAUGGCGCUGCUGUAUAAAUUAUUAUUAUUAUUAGCGCUAAUCUGUAUAAAUUAUUAGUAUAAUUGAUCUUUUAAACGGUUUAAUGCGACUUGAAAUAUAUUCAGAAAUUUUUUGACAUCGAUCUCGGUACAAACACACGCGGGAGAUUUUUAAUUAUUUACAUUAUAAUUGAACUAAUGUGUGAUAUUUGAAAAUUUGUCAAGGAUGAUAUUGAGGUCCGUUAAAAAUGAGUUCAAAGCUCGAUUGAUUCAAUUGUCGGGUGAUAUUUCAGUAAUGGAUACAAUUGAUAAUUUCUUAUCGAUAAACGUGUUGUUAAAACAACAAAGAGAUUAGAGAUUACGAUUAGAAAUUUUUCCUCGAGCGACUCUGCCGGUCGAACGACUAUGUGUCCACUUCUACCGGUGUAGAUCAACUUUAAUCUCGGUUAGGUCGUUUACCGUUUCCUAAUUUCAAUUCUCGGAAUUGGAAGGAGACACAAAGUGGGUCAAACCGGGAUCAGAGCUGAUCUGCGUCGAUAGGAACCCAGAGAUAGCGCGGAGAAUCCAAAGAGUAUCCAAAGAGAAUUCUUUCUGAAUUCUCGAACUGCAAAUGAAUUCUUUCGAACUCCAUUUCUGCCCUAAAAAACAUUCUCCAAGAGUCCAAAAAGAAUUCGUCCUUACGUCACGAAUUCUAAGCUCCUUUUCAACUUCAAUCCCGUUCCACGAGAAGUCGGGAAAAGUGUUCCAUGGAGUCCUUUUCCAGCGAGAAACGAUGUCGAAUCGACAUCGACGCCGUAAAAUUGACGUCGAUUCGAUAUCGCCUUCGCGUCGUCAAUUUCAAGCUCUUUUUUUUUUAGCUUUAAUCUCGUUCCACAAGAAGUCGAAAAGCAUUCCAUGGAGUCCUCUUCAAACCAUCGGAAGGGCAGCCUCUCUGAUGCUUCCAUUUCGAGUACGUUACAUUCGGAGAGAAUUUAAAAAGACAAACGAAUCCUCUUUGAGUUUCGAUCACCUGCGUUUUGGGAGUGGACGUAGAAGUUAUCCGAUUACAUUAAUCGGAGGAUACGGCGGACGUCGCUCUCGGGUCCACAUUCCCUCGGGGAAAGUCGGCGUCCGCGAGCGGCGGGAACGUUUUCCGAAUCCGCGCCCCUUAUUUCUUAUCAAAACUAACUUGUAGAGUACCACUGUAUAAUCUCACGUAUCAUUAUAACAACGAAAGCAUAUGAGUAAUAAAGAAAAGAGUUGAAAAAGG
Molecule: messenger RNA, 6936 nt
Organism: Vollenhovia emeryi
Lineage: Eukaryota; Metazoa; Arthropoda; Insecta; Hymenoptera; Formicidae
Gene: knockout
Product: storkhead-box protein 2
Exons: 8
Coding region: 709-3606 (965 amino acids)
Biological process (GO): positive regulation of transcription by RNA polymerase II
Cellular component (GO): cytoplasm; nucleus
Molecular function (GO): RNA polymerase II transcription regulatory region sequence-specific DNA binding; DNA-binding transcription activator activity, RNA polymerase II-specific
Source: RefSeq, a predicted model, not a curated record